AUGUCGGGUUUCGCCGACCUUGCCAGGCGUCGCCAGAUUUGGGCAGAUUUGUGCGCUUCUCCCGAUGUGGUUCACGCACGUCCACGCCUGUCCACGCCUGUCCACGCGCACUUGCGGUUUUCCAUUCGAACCAACAUGGCUCCCGGACCACGAAGCUCAAUGCGCAUCCACUUCCUCGUCGUUGGCGAGCCCAACGAGAAAUGUCGGGUCUCGACCGUGAAUACGCCCAGGGGUGAAGUGUAUCCCACAAGGGGCACGGGCGAGACCAUCGAAAAGCUCAUCCACGAAAUACGAGGCAGCUUUCGCAAAACCUCGUCGAUCAACUUUGACCCCCUUGACAUUGACAUUUACCGGGCCAACAUGUAUCGAUACCUGGAUUUGAUCCAUACCGCGCAGACGUGCCAGAGUUUAUUCCCGAUAAACUAUUAUUACCCCAAGGCCGAGGGAGACCCGAAAUGUGUUGCUUUCCUGGUGAAGAUGGGUCGGGUCAUAGAAAACAACCUUGCGCCCCCGGAGGAUGAACUCGACGAUAAGCCUCGCGAACCCAAGUGGUAUUGGGACUGUUUGCAAAGACUCCAACACGCGGUGCGGAAGCUGGGACCUCCUCCGCAUAAUGCCAAGGCGGCUGCCUUUCCCCGGUAUCAGAAAGGGCUUGCCAGGAUCCUCGACGGGCAAAGGGAUGGUGCAGCCUUCGGCAACAAGGCCCCCCCGAUUGAGCUUUAUAACCCCGUGUUCGCACAAUUACGCAAGGACCUGUUCAACAAGGACACCCCAGCCUCUGUCGAGAUGGUUAGAUUGACGCAGACCCUGAUGUCGUCCUUGUCUUGUCUGGAGAACGACGAGCCGGAGCGCGCCGAAUGCGCGAGAGAACACAUUUUCCAGUUGCUCGGAACGGACUCGGUCGGAACCGUCAACCUCGAACAUACCUCGCCCGACCGUCACUGCGCCGUCUCCCUGUCGGUGUCGUUGGACACGUCGUCUGAGGGCACCGUGGCACCUUUGAUAGUUGAGGACCGGGCGGAGAUGGGAACCGCGGGGACUGGCCCGGGAGAGCAGGCGGAGCUCUCGUACCUGCAAUACUGGAUGGACCCAUCGGCGAGCGCGGCGCCGCGCGAGGAGCUUCUCUACGCGAGCUGCUGCCCGAGCAUCCGCCUCGCGAUCGCGGGCCCCCACGUGUGCGUCAUGGGGGCCGUGUUGCUCGACCGGGUGGACGUGCAGCGUUUCACGGGUUGGAUGUACGUCGGCGAGGACGACGCUGACGGGCAGGACUUCCCCAACGAUCUGGGCGUCGUAUGCGCAGACAGGCUGGCGCUGGUGCUCGUGUCCCUCGGCCAUGCCGUCGAGCGACUCUGCGCGUGGUACCAGACGAAUGUCAAGCCAGGCCGCCGCUCCUUUGCUCGAUUCUUCCCGAGAAUCGCCGGUUCUCCAAGCACGAGCGCCGGCGAGGAGACCGGGUUUGUCUACCUGAGGGGGCUCCAGCCGCACGCGGCGUGCAAGACGCUCCUCGCGCAGAAGCAGGGCAGCGCGGGAAACGCGGGCCUGCUCGUGGUCGGGUUUGCGGAGACCUGCGGCAGGGAGGUGCACGAAUUCGUGGCAUCGAAGGCGCUGGCCCCGCCGCUGCAUCACUGUGCUGCGCUCGCGGAGCGGUUUCGGGGUCUCAGCUCCAAGGGCUUGCAGAUGGUCGUGAUGGACCGUGUGGACGGGGUGACGCUGGAAGAUAAGUACGGGGGUUCGGUGCUCACCGCCGCCGUGGAGGCUUUAUCGCGGGCGGGGUGGGUGCACGGGGACAUCCCGCCACCGAACGUGGUGGUCGACGGCGAGAGCAACGUCGUGAUCGUCGACUAUGAUUAG
Molecule: messenger RNA, 1851 nt
Organism: Heterobasidion irregulare TC 32-1
Lineage: Eukaryota; Fungi; Basidiomycota; Agaricomycetes; Russulales; Bondarzewiaceae
Exons: 4
Coding region: 1-1851 (616 amino acids)
Source: RefSeq, a predicted model, not a curated record